AUGACAUCUCCCUCCGACUCCAAAGUCCCCAGCCCGAACCCCCAGGUUGAGCCGGCUUCGAACUCCAGCAACGGCACUAGCCUUUCUAUGGCAAGCCCGAGCGAGCGCCGCAAGCACUGGACCGCCAUGUGUGCUGUCCUUCAUAUUCCCGUCUCUGCCAUGCAAGUUGAGCAGGCAGAGAUGUUGGAGAGGAUGGUUUUGGCGGAUCCAGCUGCGAAUGACGACGAUAAGAGCAUGGUGCAGGAGUUCGUUGCCCGGAACCGGCUGGUUUACCAAGGCAUUGCGGGGAAGGGUGGCGACCCAGGACUGGUGGCACUCUACGCUCAAUUUGCCGCUCACUUCGGCCAUGACCUUCCCCCCCUCAGACGUUGCGACUACAAUGGAGCCACCAAUGUGAUGGAUAUGAUGGCGGUGCAAAAUAUUCGCACCCUCAACGCUGCCAAUUACCAGCUCGGCAUGGAUAUCAAGGCAAUCAUCAACCGGUUGUCGCCUCUGCCUCCGGGUUUUCCCACCCAGUUUAACAUUAAGAAACUGAGCAAACUCCCUCUCAACCUCCUCAGGAUGUACUUUGUAUACCUCCAGUUCUACCUGCGACCCCUGCGGAUUUCCCAUCAUGACCUCGAGCCCAUCUUCCGCGGGUCAAAAGGGCCACUCGUUCGCGCCCUCCGGGCUCUUCUUGGCGUUCCUCCAACAGGAGUUUCUCCGUUCCAUUAG
This is a messenger RNA of Cutaneotrichosporon cavernicola, 714 nucleotides long. RefSeq lists its product as uncharacterized. NCBI's taxonomy places the organism in Eukaryota, Fungi, Basidiomycota, Tremellomycetes, Trichosporonales, Trichosporonaceae. The transcript is spliced from 4 exons. The record is from RefSeq and is a predicted model, not a curated record. The coding region runs from base 1 to 714 and encodes 237 amino acids.